Molecule: messenger RNA, 906 nt
Organism: Agrilus planipennis (emerald ash borer)
Lineage: Eukaryota; Metazoa; Arthropoda; Insecta; Coleoptera; Buprestidae
Product: histone H3.3
Exons: 3
Coding region: 116-526 (136 amino acids)
Cellular component (GO): nucleosome
Molecular function (GO): DNA binding; structural constituent of chromatin; protein heterodimerization activity
Source: RefSeq, a predicted model, not a curated record
UUUAUUUUCAUUUUCCUCGUCUUCCCCUCCACUUUUAGUUUGGUUGAGGAUUUCGGUGAGAGCGGUUCUUCUGCUGAUCAAUAAAUAGUUAUUAUCUAUUUCGUGAGUAAACAAAAUGGCGCGUACCAAGCAGACCGCACGUAAAUCAACAGGAGGAAAAGCUCCUCGUAAACAGCUGGCAACAAAAGCUGCACGUAAAUCAGCUCCUUCAACAGGAGGAGUAAAAAAACCCCAUCGUUACCGUCCAGGCACUGUCGCCUUGAGAGAAAUCAGAAGAUACCAGAAAUCUACUGAAUUACUGAUUAGGAAAUUGCCCUUUCAGCGACUUGUUCGUGAAAUUGCCCAAGACUUUAAAACAGAUCUCCGAUUUCAGUCAGCUGCAAUUGGAGCACUUCAGGAAGCCAGUGAGGCCUACUUGGUAGGUCUCUUUGAAGACACAAAUUUGUGCGCCAUCCAUGCAAAACGUGUCACAAUUAUGCCUAAAGACAUACAACUUGCUCGUCGUAUUAGAGGAGAACGUGCUUAAACAUUUCAGCUAUGUAUGAUUUUUAGUAUAAGUAUUCGUGUUUUUUUUUUUCGUUUCAGUCCAUUGUAUUUUUUAUAUUAUUAUUAAUGUAACAUCGGUAGAAAUUAACGUUCAUUUUAAUGUGUAGUUUAGCUUUAAUACAUAUUAUACAUGUAUGGAAAUAAUUACAGUAAUCCACAGUUUUAUCAUGUAAUAACUGCAGAGUUGUCAAUGUAUUUUGGCCCUCUUUAAUAUCAGGUACUUGAUAAAUUACUUUGACUCCUAAGUGUUCAUUAUUUUUAAAUUAAAACAUGAUUAGAAUAGAUGUAUCAAAAUAUGUAGUUUUUUGAGUAAUGUAUAUUAAAAUGCAUCACUUCAAUAAAUAAGAGUUAAAUUACUUU